Messenger RNA from Habropoda laboriosa, 1661 nucleotides. RefSeq names its product homeobox protein Hox-A4 (gene Dfd). Lineage: Eukaryota; Metazoa; Arthropoda; Insecta; Hymenoptera; Apidae. The transcript is spliced from 2 exons. Gene Ontology annotation, biological process: anterior/posterior pattern specification; regulation of transcription by RNA polymerase II. Bases 45 to 1661 code for a protein of 538 amino acids. Gene Ontology annotation, molecular function: DNA-binding transcription factor activity, RNA polymerase II-specific; RNA polymerase II cis-regulatory region sequence-specific DNA binding. Gene Ontology annotation, cellular component: nucleus. The record is from RefSeq and is a predicted model, not a curated record.
GAAAAGCAAAGAAGAAGAAAGGAACAGGAAAUUCGUAAACGAAGAUGAGUUCGUUCCUGAUGAAUCCAUCCGCCGGCGGUGGAUAUCAUCACCAUCAGCACCAACAGGCUGCCACCAGUCACCAUUUGGCAGCAACCUCUGUAAUGGUCGAUCCGAAAUUUCCACCCAGCGAGGAAUACAGCCAGAGCAACUACAUACCGUCGACAGGGGCGGAUUUCUUUCCAGCAGGCGGCAACCAUCAUCUGAAUCAUCCGCAGUCUCAUCAGUUGCAGUACGGUUACCAUCAGCAUCACCAUCAGGCCGCGUCCACCCCUUACGGUGCUUCGUCCGCGGUGCAAUUGAACGGCGGUUACGCCGGCUACGGCGGUUACUACGGGCCGCAUCAUCCCCAUCACCAAGUGCACGCGGUUCACCAUGCCAGCCUCCAUCCUCAUCACCACGCGGUGGGCGCACUUGCGAUGCCACCGGAGGCCCAACAGCCGCCGCUCACGUGUCCAUCCUCUAUGCAGAGCCAGCAACAGCCCCAGCAGCAACAACCACCUGUGUCCGCGUCCACUGUUCUCGGCGCGACACCGCUCUCGCCUGGUAUCAUGCAGAAUCACGUCCAGCCGCCGGACAGUCUUCAGCAUCACCAGCAGCCGAGUCAGCAGCAACAGCAGCCGCCGCACGACGGCAACGCGUGCAGCCCGGCGAGCUCCGGCCAGUUGCACCGUGACAAUUCGCCGGAUCUUCAGCAGCAGGCUCCCAGCAAUCAACAGUCUCAGCAUAUACAGAACACGCAACAGCAGCAACAACAGAAUCAGCAGCAGGCGCAGCAACAGCAUCACGUGGACGACGGAUCAGAUCAGGAUGACAUGGAGGACGAUCAGAUGAUGGACGGGUCGCCGGGGAUGAUGGAGGAUGAGGAGGAGGACGAGGAGAACGGGGACCGUGUGAUUUAUCCGUGGAUGAAGAAGAUUCACGUCGCUGGUGUCGCGAACGGCUCGUACCAGCCGGGGAUGGAGCCGAAGCGGCAGAGGACCGCGUACACGAGGCACCAGAUCCUCGAGCUGGAGAAGGAAUUCCAUUACAAUAGGUACCUGACGAGACGGCGACGUAUCGAGAUCGCUCAUACCCUGGUGUUGUCUGAGCGGCAGAUUAAGAUCUGGUUCCAGAACCGUCGGAUGAAGUGGAAGAAGGACAACAAGCUACCGAACACGAAGAACGUACGGCGGAAGAACGCGAACGGUCAGACGUCGCAACCGCCUUCGAAAUCGUCGAAAACACCGUCUACGAGAGGGAAACUCUCCACCGGUAACAACAACAGUCAACGAAAGAACAACAACUCGCCGUCGAGCGGGAUCGACGCAAGUUUAGACUCCGGCGUCGGUUUGACGGACAUGGCGGACGUGCACGCGGUGAACGCGGCCCUUCCGCAUACGAACGUGGUCCAUCCGAGCUUCCAAGGUCACCCGCAUCCCUUGGCCCAUCUACAGGCGCAGCUGAGUCAUCAUCAUGUGAGCGGCAUGAUGGAGGGUCCGACGGGAGGACCGUUGGGCCACAUCGGCUCCGGAAGUAUCAGCCCUCUCGCCCCUGCCACCAGUCCCUCUGGCUUGUCACAAGUCCCCGCGCCCAUUCCGCCACCGGCGAUCAAGUCCGAUUACGGGCUGACGGCGCUGUAA